Molecule: messenger RNA, 813 nt
Organism: Eutrema salsugineum
Lineage: Eukaryota; Viridiplantae; Streptophyta; Magnoliopsida; Brassicales; Brassicaceae
Exons: 3
Coding region: 88-684 (198 amino acids)
Cellular component (GO): mitochondrion
Source: RefSeq, a predicted model, not a curated record
UGUAUAAUUAAGUUGGUCAAAAUUAAUUCAACUACAUAAUCCGCAUUAGACAAAUUCAAAUGCAAUAUCCUUUUUGUUGCUGAAACAAUGGCGAUGAUUCUGCAAAUCCCUCCUUCUUCCUUGUUGAACCCUAGAAUCCGAUUCCACUCUUCAAUUCGAACUUCGUCUGAGUCUAAUACCAAGAAAUUCAGAUGCAGAGCCGUCCGAGAGAAAGCCGAAGAGAUUGAGAAAGAGAACACUUCGUCUUCUUCUUCUUCUUCGUCUCCUUCUUCUUCUUCAGCCGAGGAAGUCACGAAGAAAUAUGGACUCGAAAUUGGUCUAUGGAAGAUAUUGAGCUCAAAGGAUGAAGAAAUUGAUGGAGAGAAGAAGAAGAAAUCAAAGACAGAUGAAGCUAAGGAGUUACUUGCUAAGUAUGGUGGUGCUUAUCUUGCUACAUCCAUUACUCUUUCGCUUAUUUCAUUCUCACUCUGCUACGCACUCGUCACUUCCGGUGUUGAUGUUCAAGCUCUUCUUCUCAAGGUUGGGAUUUCGACGAAUGAGACAGGAGAAAAAGUAGGAGCCUUUGCUCUGGCUUACGCGGCGCAUAAAGCUGCAUCGCCGAUAAGGUUUCCGCCUACGGUGGCACUUACUCCUAUUGUAGCAAAUUGGAUUGGGAAGAAAGUGGAGAAGGAGAAGGAUGAUUAGUGUUUUCCCUUAGCUUAUUUGGAGGUAUUAAAAUGUAAAUGUUAUAAUCACUAUAUACAGAUACUAGACAUUGGAAACAUUCCUGAAUCCUCACUUUCUCUCUACCUUUUAUGUACAAAAAUUUAAGCA